Musca vetustissima is the source of this 4401-nucleotide messenger RNA. RefSeq names its product carboxypeptidase D (gene svr). Gene Ontology annotation, biological process: proteolysis. Gene Ontology annotation, molecular function: zinc ion binding; metallocarboxypeptidase activity. The record is from RefSeq and is a predicted model, not a curated record. Lineage: Eukaryota; Metazoa; Arthropoda; Insecta; Diptera; Muscidae.
AUGUUGACAUUCAAUUCAACGAGACACCUACAUUCGGCGUCAACAUCAUCGUCUCGCCGUCGUCAUAGUAGUCAUUUAAUUUCCUUCACAUCAUUUGCAUUAUGCAGCAUUGUUGUUGUUGUUGUUAUUGCCACCUGUAUACCAAGUUUAUGUCAAGGUUAUAUUAUCAAAGAAGAUGAAAGUUUUCUCCAGCAACCAUACUAUUCAACGCAGGGUGAUAUUGAAGAUCUAUUUGCCCGUUUGGCUAAACAAUUCCCUGAACAUGCCCAAGUGGAAACAAUUGGACGCAGUUUGGAGGGUAGAUCCCUGGUACUAUUACAUAUUGGACAAAAUAUGCGUCAACGUAAUUUGCUAACACCAAUGGUUAAAUAUAUCGGCAAUAUGCAUGGUGAUGAAACAAUUGGACGUCAAAUGUUGGUCUAUUUGGCACAAUAUUUACUCUAUAAUUAUCACAGCAAUUUGGAAGUGGCGGAAUUGGUGAACACUACAGAUAUUUAUUUAAUGCCCACAAUGAAUCCAGAUGGUUUUGAAAGGUCACAGGAAGGUAAUUGUGAAUCUUUGCCCCACUAUAUUGGGCGCACAAAUGCCGCUGGCGUAGAUUUGAAUCGUGAUUUUCCUGAUCGCUUGGAUUCGCAACAACAAAUCCAACAGAAAUCAUUGAAUCGACAACCGGAAACUGCUGCGAUCAUUGAAUGGGUACUGAACAAACCAUUUGUAUUGUCGGCCAAUUUCCAUGGCGGUGCUGUGGUAGCCAGUUAUCCAUAUGACAAUUCAUUAGCCCACCGCGAAUGCUGUGAGGACAGUUUGACACCCGAUGAUCGUGUUUUCAAAUUGAUGGCCCACACCUAUUCCGAUAAUCAUCCGAUUAUGCGCAAGGGUAAUAAUUGUAAUGACACCUUUACCGAUGGCAUUACCAAUGGUGCCCAUUGGUAUGAGUUAAACGGGGGCAUGCAAGAUUUCAAUUAUGCUUUUAGUAAUUGUUUCGAAUUGACCAUUGAAUUGUCCUGUUGUAAAUAUCCACCUGCCCAUACCCUGCCAGCCGAAUGGCAACGUAACAAACAUAGUCUGUUGAAACUCUUAAAAUUGGCCCAUAUCGGAGUGAAAGGUGUGGUUAAAGAUGUCAAUGGUUAUCCCAUACAUGAUGCAACAAUUGUGGUUUCCGGUUUGGAGGAGAAGCCGAUACGUACAACACGACGCGGCGAAUAUUGGCGUCUGUUGACACCAGGAAUCUAUAAUAUACAGGCAUUGGCUUUUGGCUACCAGGCCAGUGCUCCACAACAAAUCCAUGUAACAAAUGAUAAAAAUGUGGCUCAACGUUUGGACUUUACCUUGUCACCGAUUGAGACCAACUAUGAUGGUGAUUUCCGCAAAUUGAAAGUAAUACGCGCCGACAAUGCUGAAAAUAUAGAGAAAAAUGGUGGCUUCUUAAUGCCAACCAAAUUUGAACAUCACAAUUUUACUGCCAUGGAAAAAUUCCUUCGUGAUAUAGCCGAUUCUUAUCCGUCCAUAACAAGACUCUACUCCAUUGGAAAAUCCGUCCAAAAUCGUGACCUAUGGGUAAUGGAAAUUUUCGCCACCCCUGGCGAACAUGUCCCCGGAGUGCCGGAAUUCAAAUAUGUUGCCAAUAUGCAUGGCAAUGAAGUGGUGGGCAAGGAAAUGUUGCUGCUGCUCACUAAGUACAUCUGUGAACGCUACAAUUUCGAUAAACGCAUAACCAAAAUGGUGAACACCACCCGUAUGCAUUUCCUCUAUUCCAUGAAUCCCGAUGGUUAUGAAAUUUCCAAAGAGGGUGACAAAUCAAGUGCCUUGGGGAGGGCUAAUGCACAUAAUGUGGAUUUAAAUCGUAAUUUCCCCGAUCAAUAUGGUACAGAUAAAUAUAACAAGAUCACCGAACCGGAAGUGGCUGCCGUAAUGAACUGGACUUUGUCCAUACCUUUUGUACUGUCGGCCAAUUUACAUGGUGGCUCUUUGGUGGCCAAUUAUCCCUUUGAUGAUAAUGAAAAUGAUUUCAAUGAUCCCAUGACGAGGUUGCGUAUGGCCAAUGGUGCUCAUAAAUUGAAUCCCACUGAGGAUAAUGCCUUGUAACAUUUGGCUAAGCUAUAUGCUGAUGCCCAUCCCACAAUGCAUUUGGGUAAUCCCUGUCCCCUCUUCAAAAAUGAACAUUUCCCCGGUGGCAUUACGAAUGGUGCUCAGUGGUAUAGUGUGACCGGUGGUAUGCAAGAUUGGAAUUACAUUAAGGCUGGAGUUAUGGAAUUGACAUUGGAAUUGGGUUGUGAUAAAUUUCCCAUGGCCGAAGAGUUACCCAAAUUUUGGGCAGAUAAUCGUGAACCUUUGCUGCUGUUCAUUGAGCAGAUACACAAUGGUAUACAAGGAUCGAUAAGGAGUUCUAUUGGUUCGCCGGUUCCGGGGGCUGCCGUAAUGUUGGAUGAUGCCAAACAUGCCACCUAUAGUGGGGUCUAUGGGGACUAUUACAAAUUGGCACUGCCGGGGGUGCAUAACGUUACCGUGCUGGCGGAUGGAUUCUCUCCCCAGCGUGAAUUGAUCGAGGUACCGGUCAAGGGUAAAAUCCAUUUGGACAUAACUCUGAUGCGUGAUGAUCCCCAGCACUGGGCCUCGGCCAAUGAUUAUCGGAUUAUUGAAAAUGUUGUGCACACCCGUUAUCAUUCCAAUGCCGAACUGAGAGCCACCUUGGCGGAAUUUGAGGCCCGUAAUGGACAAAUUGCCACCUUUGGUUAUGCUGAAUCGGAAUUUGGUUUCUAUUAUAAUUCCAUUAAGUUGACAGCUGAUAUUGGUGCCCCCGAGGAAAGUAAAUACAAAAUUUUAAUUUUGAGUUCCUUUUUUGAUUCUGCCUCACCUUUGGGUCGUGAAAUAUCCAUGAAUUUGGUGCGCCAUGUCAUCGAGGGUUAUAAAUUACGUGAACCCUUAAUUUUGAAAUUGCUGCAGACUAGUGUCUUAUAUUUCCUGCCGAUAACGGAGAAUUUUGAUGCGGUCUUUAAGCUAUAUAAUAAUAACAAUUCCAUUUGUGAUCCUGUCGUUGGCAAUGACCUGGGAGAACGCAUUUUAAGUCCAGAGUCGGAAAAGCGAAGAGAUUUGCUAUUGUCCUUUUUGGAAAAUCAACGAUUUGAUUUAAUGCUUACCUUUAGUACUGGCUCUUCGGAAUUGUACUACCCCAAAGGAGAACAAAUCUAUGAGAAAUUUGCCCAUAACAUUGAAAAUACCGAAUUCAGCUAUUCUCCCCUACAAUGUCCCUCCACAUCAACGCAUACCCUGCGCCAUGACAUUACCGAACGUCUGACGAAUUUAUUCUAUAAAAUGUAUAAUAUACCCAUGUUUACAUUGGGCUUGUCGUGUUGCAGCAUGCCUCAGCAAAAAGAUAUUACCUCGGUGUGGCGUAAAAACAUCGAAAAACUUAAGAAUUUCCUGCAUUUAGUGGACACGGGAGCGGCGGGUUUUGUACACAAUCGUGAAGACCAACCCCUAAGGGAGGCAUUUAUUCGGGUAAUCGAACAUCAACCGGUUUAUAAUGUUAGCCGUAAUGCAGCACAUUUCCAAUUGAUAUUACCCGAAGGUUUAUAUGCCCUCGAAGUGAGCGCUCCGAACUAUGAAUCGCAGGUGGUAAAGGCUGAGGUGAAACAUGGCAAAAUCACUAAUUUGGGAAUAAUAAAAUUAAAUCCCUAUACCCUAAUCGUGGGUCAUAGUGAAAUCCAACCUUUGGGUAGGUUGGGCGAUGAUGUCGGCACCACAAUGAUAUCCGGUUUUGUUUUGGACAUGUCCAAUCAUCCCAUUAAACAUGCCAAGGUUGCGGUGAUAAAACCGAUCAUAAAAUAUUUUGUAAGAAAUUUCACCGACAGUAUGGGAAGUUAUAUUUUGAAAAAUGUCCCACUUGGAGAGAUUACCUUGAAAGUGGAAGCGCCACGAUAUUUGGAAACGGUUCGCUUGGUAAAUGUCCUUUCGGCCAAUAAGGAAGUUAAAAAUGUUGUCUUCCGUUUGCAACGUAAUGAAGAUGUUAUGGGUAUGCCAAGAUUUGUUUUUAUCCUGCUCGCCAGCUUGGCCAUUAUUACGGGAGUGGUUAUGUGCAUUUUGUGUGCCCAGUGUCUGUUGGCACGACGAAGACGCACGGAUAAGCCUUAUUAUAAUUUCUCACUACUGCCACAAAAAGGUAAAGAGCUAUUCGAAGAUGAUGGUGAUGAUGGGGAAACGGAGCUGUUUAGAUCACCUAUUAAGAAGGGUAUGACAAUUAAACCCUAUUUCGAUGAUGACGAUGAUGAUCUGAAACGUAUUGUAAAUUCCGAUGAUGACGAAGAGGAUGAUGAUUUACACCCCGGCAUUGGCAUUGAUCCGGAUGAUAGUGGUGAAGAAAUUGUUAUGCUGGAUAAGGGCCAUAAACAGCGUCAUCAUUAA